UAAUUGAUGAAGGACCUCGCCCCAAAUAAGGGCUUUAAUUACAUAGUAGCUUACCUACGUACCGGUAUGUAACUCAUUCAAGUCCGCAGCAGCGAAGAGGAGUACGUACCCUUCGAGGCUUGAAGUCGACAGGGGAACAUCAAUCGUGGAAGCUUACCUAGGAUUGCCACGCACGCUGACUCCGGCUCCGUCGAUAUGGAUGGAUUGUGGAUUCCGGAGCCCCCCCAGUGUGCCACAAUCCUUCAGAUGUCCAACAAGAUGUUCGCUCGCUGCGUAUGCCGAGGAGAAACCGAGAAACGUGUCGACUCGUGACGAGCCUCAUCAAAGAAAGUGGUGGACUCGUUCUCGUUGAUGGGUAUGGAUGGGGUGAUGAUGAUGAUGAUGAUCAUGUGGGAUUGUGGGAUGAAAUCACGGCAUGGCUUUGGCGACUCCGGAGCUCGCUCGCUCUUAUUCUCCUUUUCACUUUCCGUCGCAUCCAUCUCCCUCACCGUUUUCUUCCAGCCCGCCAACAAACACAUCGUGCUUCGACAUGUCACGACAAACUACUUGCACCACCCCAUGCACAAAGAUGUACUACUACUACUACUAACACUACGUGGGCAGUUCUGAGCAGCCCGACUGAGGUGGCCAGACUCACGCCGUCCGUCCUAGCGCGAACCCCCCCGUGGGCCUGCUUCUCCCUCUUAUCUAAACUAAUGCGCUUUUUGUUUCGUUUGUUGUUAGCUAGCUGCCUUCUCACACGCAGUAGUCGGCUUCACCCAGUCCUUCGUCAAGCCCGGCCGUUUAAUCUUGCGGAAUGGGCGAGCAGUCCGGCUUUUUUGCUGUGCUUCUUCGUUUGGGCCCGACGGUCUUGGCCCGGAACUUUAUGUAAUGCCUUAAACCAUAUUAUGACAAGUACAUUAUAUGGGUGACAACGGCAGUAGCCUAUGCACUACUGAAAAGCCUCCCUAAUCCACAUGCCACUACCGCU
Messenger RNA from Colletotrichum navitas, 970 nucleotides. RefSeq lists its product as uncharacterized. The transcript has a single exon. NCBI's taxonomy places the organism in Eukaryota, Fungi, Ascomycota, Sordariomycetes, Glomerellales, Glomerellaceae. Bases 276 to 911 code for a protein of 211 amino acids. The record is from RefSeq and is a predicted model, not a curated record.